Molecule: messenger RNA, 2163 nt
Organism: Cottoperca gobio
Lineage: Eukaryota; Metazoa; Chordata; Actinopteri; Perciformes; Bovichtidae
Gene: antxr1b
Product: ANTXR cell adhesion molecule 1b
Cellular component (GO): plasma membrane; cell surface
Molecular function (GO): transmembrane signaling receptor activity
Source: RefSeq, a predicted model, not a curated record
GACAUCGUCAAAAGAUGUUGAUUCUGGACCGGAUACACCACCUGCAGGUGAUGUCCCAGUGCUGGUGCAGGCCGGUCCUGCUCGCUGUGGAACUGGGCAUGCUGGUGGCGGUCCUGGUGGCCAGCAGUGCAGGACAGAUCCAAGACAAAAGGGAGGCAGGCUCGUCCUGCUACGGAGGAUUUGACCUGUACUUUGUUUUGGAUAAGUCUGGCAGUGUGCAACAUUACUGGAAUGAGAUAUAUUAUUUUGUUGACCACCUGGCUCACAAGUUUAUCAGUCCUCAGCUGCGGAUGUCUUUUAUUGUAUUUUCAACAGAAGGAAGGAUUCUCAUGGCACUAACAGAAGACAGAGAGCAGAUCCGGGCGGGACUGGAGGAGCUAAGCAUGGUGCAGCCAGGUGGAGACACCUUCAUGCACAGAGGUUUUCAAAGAGCCAGCGAGCAAAUAUACUACGGGACUGGAGAUGGUUACCGGACAGCCAGUGUUAUCAUCGCGCUGACGGACGGUGAACUGAGGGAGAAUCAGUUUGACCUCGCACAAAGAGAGGCCAGCAGAGCGCGCCAGUUGGGUGCCACCGUGUACUGUGUGGGCGUAAAAGACUUCAAUGAAACCCAGCUUUCAACGAUAGCUGACAGUAAGGACCACGUCUUCCCGGUGAAUGAUGGAUUUGAGGCGCUGCAAGGGGUCAUUGACUCGAUCCUGAAGCGAUCAUGCAUUGAGAUCUUGGCUGUAGAGCCCUCCAGCAUCUGUGAAGGAGAAUCUUUCCAGGUGGUGGUCAAAGGAAAUGGUUUCCUUCACGCCCGAGAUGUACAGAAAGUUCUCUGCAGCUUUCGCAUCAACGACACAGUUACUCUGAUGAAAAGACCUUUGGUGGUAAAAGAUACCUACCUUCUGUGCCCAGCUCCUGUUCUGGAAAAAGAGGGAACCUGUGCCACUCUCCACGUCAGCAUGAAUAAUGGCCUGAGCUUCAUAUCAAGCUCUGUCACAAUCACUGCAGUCACCUGUUCUGACGGGACCUUCGUGGCCAUCGCUCUGCUCAUCCUGCUGCUCCUGCUCAUCAUCCUUCUGCUGUGGUGGUUCUGGCCUCUCUGCUGCACCGUGGUCAUUCACGAGCCGCCUCCUCCAGUAAUAGAGGACAGCUCUGAUGACGAGGACGGUUUUCCCAAGAAGAGGUGGCCCACAGUGGACGCCUCGUACUACGGAGGACGUGGAGUCGGAGGCAUCAAGAGAAUGGAGGUCCGAUGGGGAGAUAAAGGCUCGACUGAAGAAGGAGCCAAACUGGAAAAAGCUAAAAACGCUCGAGUUGUGAUGCCCGAGGAGGAGUUUGAUCCACCACGGCCUUACUACAGCGUGCACAAAUCCAUCCGCCCACAGAAGUGGUACUCUCCUAUCAAGGGCAAACUGGACGCUUUGUGUGUAUUCCUGAGAAAAGGCUACGACAGAGUGUCUGUGAUGCGACCUCAUCCUGGAGACAAGGGCAAGUGCAUAAACUUCACCCGAAGCAAAUCCUACCCUGCUCCUCACUAUCCCAUCUACAAGCAUCCCUCCACGCCCGUCUACACUUUGCCCCACAGUUACCAGCGUCGUCCAUCGGAGGGCAGCCACGUCUUCAAUUUGCCCCCUUCGCCCACUUCAACGCUACCCCCUCUACCGUCCACUCCUCCCCCGUCCUUCACCACCCCUCCAAUGUACACCCCCCCUCCAAACAGAGCUCUGCCCCCUUCCGACAUGAGCUCAGUCUCUGCACCCCAGUCUCCAACUGGCUCCCUACCGCCUCCCCCUCAGGGUCCACCCCCAUGUAGAGCGCCUCCUCCGUCACGCCCUCCUCCACGCCCCAAUCAUGAGAACCAGUGAUGAUAAAAAAAAAAAAGCAAAAUGCUGAGAAGAAGGAUCCAAGCUGGAGUGGAAACCUGAAAAGAUCUUCUCCCCGUGCCUCUGUCCAAACAGAGUGACUGUGUAAUGUCGCCUUUUCCGGCUGCAACUGUUGAUCCUCAACAAGUGGCUCACGCAUGAUGUGCCAUGAACUAUGACUUGUUUUAUAAGUUUAUAAAGUGAAUAUUUAGUGCAGCGAACACAGCUUUGGCUAUUAAAUGCUAUUGGAGCUAAGCAACGUACUCAUUUUUUACAAACAUUUCUUCCUGAUAUCAAAUCAGACACUGCGAUG